GCCAUGAUCGCACUCAGACUGCUUAAUUUCUUCUUCAUCACCUCGACACUCGAGGAUGAAUACGAAGAAGACAAGCGGAAGAAAACUUACGACGUCUCUCUUUACAAGCGUGGCGACCUUUUGGAGGUAUCCAGGACUCUUUUUAAACAUUUUGGAAUCUACUUAGGCGAGGGUCGCGUUGCUCAUUUCAUCCCAGACAUCUUGCCAGUGUUCACUAACGAGAAGUCCAUGGUCGAGCAGAUGGUGACCAACAAAAGACUGAUUUUGGGUGUUCUGACCAAAGCAGCCAGUGUCCGUGUGGACUCUUUGGCAGAUUUUGCAUACGGUGAUCAGAUCCAGGUCAAUAAGAUGGACAGCGUGGUCAGCGUGGAGCCACUGAAUGGAGAGGAAGUGGCACGACGGGCAGAGAAGCUGAUUGGAUCCUUCUCCUACAGCUUACUGUGGCACAACUGUGAACACUACGUGAUGUACUGCCGCUAUGGUGUUGCAUUUAGCUUCCAAACCUUUCAGUUCUGUAAAACUUUAAGGACAACUCUCUUGAGCAGAAAGAUGGCCUUCCUGUCAGCUGUAAUCGGGGUCUUCAUCAUGCUGUAUCUAGGCGCUUUGACACUUCUCACCACCCUCCCCAUUGUCGUCAUUCCCUUUACCAUCUGGAUGGCAUCUUGAAGACACUCCGGGUGGAAUUUGUCCUUUAAUGUUGAUCCACAAACAAGCAUCAACAACUGCUGACAGACUGUCCUUCACUACAUAGGCUACAAAAUAUCUUGGUUUAUCUGUGUCUAAAAUAUGUGUCU
This is a messenger RNA of Puntigrus tetrazona (Sumatra barb), 794 nucleotides long. RefSeq names its product lecithin retinol acyltransferase family protein. The record is from RefSeq and is a predicted model, not a curated record. Gene Ontology annotation, molecular function: phosphatidylcholine-retinol O-acyltransferase activity. The coding region runs from base 4 to 666 and encodes 220 amino acids. Lineage: Eukaryota; Metazoa; Chordata; Actinopteri; Cypriniformes; Cyprinidae. Gene Ontology annotation, biological process: retinol metabolic process. The transcript is spliced from 2 exons.